UUUACGUUACGCACGUUCUCACUCUCUCUCUCUCUCUUUCUCUCUCUCUUUCUUUUUCUCUUUUUUCGCUCUCCUUUUUUUCCUCCAACUCCUCUUCAUUCCCUCCUCUUCCAUCUCCCUCUCGCUCACCCACCCCCUCUCUCCCACCCUUUUUUUUUCAUCCCUCGCACCGUUUCACUUUCAAGCUCUUUUAGCCCGUCAUUGUCGUCACGAAUCGGCAGCUGCUGCCCGCGUGAUGCCGCGACAGUGAUUAUGCCGAUCGUGUCCUCGUCCAUCCGACCUCGAACUUGUACCGGGGGUGGUUGUUGCUUCGGUCACGCGUAGACGAGCACAGAGACGGAACCGUGCACACUCUCCCGGUCUCGCCGAUUGGUGCUGGCACACGUGGUAGGUACGUUCUCCCGGCGCGGACGUCCACCCGUGCCCGUCGAUCGUUAUCGUCUUUGCGGUUUAUUUUGUAUUUCGCGGUCGUAACGAGGCCGCCGGACGGAAGAGAGAGAGGCGAGAUGGAAAUCUCGCGCAUCCGAGAAAGAGAAUCCUUCGUCGCUUCUCGGUCGGUUCUCGCGCGCGCGGGUGUGAGAUUUUCGGGUCGGAUCUCAGUCUUCGUGAAAGAGGAGUGACAUCCGGAUGAUGUCCGCUUUCCGACGAUCGCGCCAAUGUGUCAAUGUGCGCGAGUGUACGUGCGUGGUGCGUGCGUGUGUGUGUGUGUGUGUGUGUUAUGUGGAUAUACAUGCAUGCGUGUGACUGCACGAGGGAGAGAAAGAGCGACGUCGUCGCGUGCAUGAGCGCGUAUGCCAGUAUCCGCGCGCACGCCGAGUGCAUCGCGCGCGAGAGGGAGGGUGACUGCAUGCGUACGCACAUGUGCACGAUGUGCAACCACCACCGCCAGGCGACGAGGGGGUAAAACGGUUCGGACGCGCGCGACACGGGAGGACUCUUCUCUUUCUCUCUCUCUUUUUUUCUCGCCCCUUCUCUUCUUCCGUUGUUCACUCGUUCUGUGUUUUUCCCUGUCCCUCUUCCUCCCGCGCGUAAGAUCCUCGCAGAACACGCAGAGUACGAAAGAAACGGAUGGUUUUCAGGCAUAACGACGAUAACGAGGCCACCGCCAGGAUUCAGUCAAUUGGUACCGCGCUCAUCGUCAGCGAACGAUGAUAUUUAACUGCGAAACGCACCGCGUUGCACAGUGACACCGGGUGUGUGCAGAAGAGGGACUGGAACAGCCCGCCGGACCGCAGACGCUGGAAAGUCAUAGGAUGGUGGUUUGAAACCGGCGGAACGACACCGGGAAGACGACGCACGUGCGAGCCGAUUCUCUGACAGACUCCCGCAAGGUGAAUAGACACAACGAUGGUAGAUACACAACACUUUUGCCUGCGAUGGAACAAUUACCAGAGCAGCAUAACUUCGGCGUUUGAGAAUCUGCGGGACGAUGAGGACUUCGUGGACGUGACGCUGGCCUGCGACGGCAAAAGCCUGAAAGCGCACCGCGUCGUUCUCUCCGCCUGUAGCCCGUAUUUUAGGGAAUUGCUCAAGAGCACACCGUGCAAGCACCCAGUGAUAGUACUCCAGGACGUAGCGUUCAGCGAUUUGCAUGCCUUAGUGGAGUUUAUUUAUCAUGGGGAAGUGAACGUGCAUCAGCGCUCUCUCAGUAGUUUUCUGAAGACCGCGGAGGUCCUCAGGGUAUCGGGGCUCACGCAACAGGCCGAUCAACCCGACAGAGACGAGCUGUCGCAUGUCCGCGCGCUAGCGGCCGGCGGCAAUCACCUGCCGUUCCAUGAGAAGUCGGAGGAGACCUUUCCCCGUGGUGGUUCGCCACCUACACCUGUAGCCCCGACGCCAACCACGGUGCAACAACUACUGCGCCGUGCCCAGAUACGACGUAACGAGAGACGUACCCCGGAUCCGCACGAUGAGGUGAAGAGAUCGCGGGUGCCGUCGCCGCCGCUCAACAACAACGAUGCCACGCCCACGGACUUUUCGAUGAUGAAGAACAAUCAUCUGCCCGCCAAGGUGGAAGGCAACGGGGUGCACGAUGAGAACAGUCUCGUCGAGGACAAUAUCAAGUGCGAGCCGCUAGAGCUGACCGGCGGCAACGGCGGCGGAAACGCCGGCAACAACGAGGACUCGUCGGAUUCCGGCGCCGCGGCGUCGGACCGGCCACCCGCGUCCGCGAGCAGCAACGAGCACGAGCCGGAACCAGACCACACGUCCGCGCAGAACUUCCUGCCGGAGAGCAAGCUCUUCACGUCGACGCCCGGUAGCUUCAACUUCAGCAUGGCGGCACUCACCACCGAUCACUCGGCGUUAUCAGUGAAAUUUCCAGGGUUGGGCCACGGCUUACCAACACCGGACCUAGCGGGUACUUCGCAAGGUACGGGCAACGGGAUGCAUCCGGCACCGACGACGCCUCCCACUGUCAUGUACCGAAUGCCACUACCCACUCCGGGUGGCAUAAACGAGCCUCAGGAAUGCCCGUACUGCCGUCGCACGUUUUCAUGCUACUACUCCCUCAAACGUCACUACCAGGACAAACACGAGCAAUCGGACACGGACUUCAUCUGCGAGUUCUGCAACCGUAGGUACCGCACGAAGAACUCGCUGACGACACACAAGAGCCUGCAACAUCGCGGCACCAGCGGCGUGCUGAAGCGGCUCCUAAAGGCCUCGGCGAUUAAGAACGUCCUUGGUAGCAUGCAUCAUCAGAUGCAGAUGCAGCAGCAACCGCAAUGAAAACGUCGGAAAAAUCAAAGCUUUUCCUGCUGGACCGUCUGCGUCGUCGUCAUCGUCGUCAUCGUCGUCGUCGUCGUCGUUGUCAUCGUUGUCAUCGUCAUCGUCAUCGUCGCUGUCGUCGUUUCUCACGCAAUUCGCUCGAUCGACAUCACUCUGUCAGCAGCGCGUGAACUCUGAAAACCAACGCCAAAUUAUCGGAAGUACACACGUAGAGAGAUACACGAGAGCGUGCUCUCAUCUUCGACUCGGGCUCAAUCGAAGAUCGGUUUGACUCGGAUCGCAAUCGAUGAAAUCCUUUUCCUUUGUCUACAUUACAGAUCCGUGAUGCAGAAAGAGAUCACGUGCUGACAGAAGUUGGCCAGUGUCGAGCUAUCGACACGACUCGCGUCUACCUGCUAAAUCCCUCGACUUAGACAGAAGUCGAUUAGCUCGAACUAAUUAGGUAACCGACUUGGCCUUUUCUGUCUACGUCGCUGGUCUGUAAUCUAGGAAGGGAUCAGUUGAUGAUCACAGUUAAUUAACCGAGAUUAUCAACUUAUACCAUAAACUAGGCUGAGUAAAAUUAACAAUAACCCGGAUUAAAUAAAAUUUCAAUUCUCUGUCUUUGCAUUCAGAUCCGUGAUCGAGAAAGGGAACAGAAAACGACAGAUAGCUGAGUUGGGUUCAGUUCAGUCCAGGUGCGCAGCGCAAUGCCCUUGCAAGGCGCAGCACAGUACUGGUCGCGAGACGUGAAAUAGGAAACGGAUGAGAAAGAAGGGAGGGAAGCAAGUAGAGAUAGAGAUAGAGAUAGAGAAGUGGAGCUCUGAAGUUGGGGUCUGAAACGCGGACGAGCUUGAUCCGAAUUUCGGUGUCUUCUAAUUUCCCCACGUUUUUCCAUCUCGAUAUGUAUAUACAUACACACGCGGUUUUUCUAGUUUAAAGUCACUCGCCGUAGAGUUGUAAUUUUUCAUUUUCUUUCGUCAAGACUGCAAUCAAUCCAAAGAAGGACAAUUUGACUGAGAAGCUUGUAGCUCGACUGAAGCGAAGAAAGGAAGGAAGGCAGAGAACGAGGCUCGAACUCGAAGUUAAAGUUUAGCGCGCGAUGUAAGAAACACAUUCCAUUGUCGGCGAAUUGCAUGCCGGUGCAGUUAGAAUUUCGAUUCUCCAACGAGAUUUCGAGUGGGAAAAUUAUGCGAGGAGGCCUCGAAGGGCACGCUUUCAGCUGACGUUCUCCAGAGAGCGCAUCGCGUAGGAAGCUUAGAGGAACGCACGUAGAGUAGAACGGUUUGAAAAGGGAACAGAGUCUUCCGGAGAUCAUUUCUGAGAUUGAAUUUUACAUUUACGGAAGUGCAGAAUUUUUCCAUAUCGGCGCUAUCGAGACACGCCUGAAGGGUUUGGAGAACGCGCCUAACCGGAUCGUACGCGAGUUUUAACGCGUUCCGCGCUCGCGAUGGAUCAACGAGAUCGGAUGAGGCGAUUGGCGAACGCUCGGAUCAGCUGCUCAGAGUCUUGUCGAGUGUGGACCAGACGAUUUUACGUGUUACUAUAAUCCAGAACGCGAUCAAACGACAAGGAAGAUCCAACGUGAACGAGAUCGAGGAUUGACGCAUCGCGUAGAUUACGAACACGCGUGGCGUAUGCUGCACUCUACGCGAAUAAAUCGAAUAGACAGAUCGCGAACAGUCGUUUAGGCAGGGAAACAAAAAAAAUACGAAGCGAAUCGACGAUGCUAGGCCUAAAGGCGAAACGGACGCUUCUGAUCGCGCAAAAGAUGACGUCGAUCGAAGAUAAAAAACGAUCGCGACGACGGUAGUGACGUGGGACAUCGAGUUGCAAUCGAUCGAUGUAGAUGUUGCCGAUUAUUGUAAAAGUGGGAAGGGGGGACGAGAUCGGUUUUACGAGAUCGGAGGAGAAAGGGAGGUAGACGCGGAAGUGGUAGAGCUAUAUCAUGGGUUCUUAACGUGUAUAUGUAGAUUCGUCGUAUGCGCUAAAAAUACAAACUAUAUUUUUAACUCUUUGAAAAUAAUAUUUUGAACUGUAAAUAUAUUAUAUUCGUACGAUACAUCGAUAACGAUGAUAUUCUCCUGUUCAGAUUUUAUAAAAAUCGGCAUAGUCCUACAUAGAUAUUUCACGGAUGGGCGGAGCAGUGCCCGCGGUCCAUUCUCUUUAUUUAUCUUGUACAUUUUCAACGAUUGUCCACACAUCAGGAAGCCAUCUAUGUCGCGCGCGUUUUCUGUAGCCGCUAAUCGAGCCGGGGAAAUCCUUUCUACAUUCCGUUUAGUGUUCGCGACUAGUGCGAGACGAACGCAUUUCUCCGCGAAUCGAACUCUAAACGGUUGAAAUAGAUCGAGUCGUUCGAUGAGACAUUUUACAGGGGAACACUGCUCUGCUCCUCGGACUUUAAUAUAUCCAUAUUAACAAAUGUACAAGCAAGAGGAAACCCUAAAAAAGUUGUUCAUCGUAACAUAUUCAGGUUUAAAACUCAGCGUAGAGAAACGAGAAAAAUGUUGAUGUUUUAUCUCUGUAAGGCGAAAAAGGAAAUGCCAUAAUAAUUAACGAGCAAGUACAAAUUAUCGUGGAAAAUAUAAAUUAUGUCUACGUCUAACUUUUAAGAUGCGUAGUAUCGGGAAAGGAAUAUUUAACGGAAGCGCGGGAAAAUUACGGGAGAAAGGAAACGCAGCGAGGGAGGGACACGCCUCCCUCGAAUUUCAUCGCCGGGCGAAUUGAUUCUGGAAGAACCGCGCGCGAGUAAAAUGGAAAGGGUAAAAACACGAGUUUUCAAACAUAUCUUCGAAGUGUGAAGUAUACUGUGAAAAAAAAAUACGAGUUUAGAUAUUUAGGCCGUCUCUCUCCGCCGAGAGAUUUUAUAAUUAUUACAUAUACAUUCUUAAAUAUCGGUAGGUCGAUUUUCGAUGACGUUUGGUCAGGGCAUAAUGUGGAGAGCACGACAUCGAUUGGACGAAUUAUCGAAAUUUGCGUGAUUUUGCGUUCCUGUUUUCUUUUUUCUUUCCUAUUUUAUUUUUUAAGAAAAAGGAAAGAGUCAUUUCGGAGUUGCUGAGAACGCUCGAUUGGUUGGAUUAGUGAAGAAAAAGAUAUUUAUCCUAGUCAUUCUGGAAAUUUUUGUGAUUCUGUGAUAUCGAAGAUCGUGGCAUUGGACGAUGAGAGAAAAGAAAGAGAAGUGAAAAGAGAGAGACCAAAAAUGCGUUUAGUCUGUUCCACAUUAUGAUCGCCGGGCGUACUCUUAAAAAAUAAAAAAAACUCUUCUAGCGAGGAGUAAGAAAUUAUAGUAAUUGAUUAUAUUAACGAUUAAAGUAAUAUCGAGAAAUUUCUGUGAUGUUCUUCAAUUGGUAUACUAGCGCGACUGCUAAGUAAUUAUGUGAACGGAAAAAAAAGUAUACGGAAUUUAUGUCGAUGUUCGGUGUUGUAAUUGUAAGAGGCGAGACUGUAUCGAGAUGAAAAGAUUUCAACGUAUAUAUUACUUCGAAAUUUUGCGAGAUGGGAUAAGGAUAGGGACGAGAUGGUGGGCAAUCGCUGGUCGAUCUAACGAGAAAAUCAUUCCUUUUGUGCGCAGCAAAUAAUUUUUCGUGUCGCAUACGGACAAUGAAAUACACUGAAAUCGACGUGCAAGUCGACAACUCUAUUUACUCGGCAAUUCAGUUUUUAAUUUCGUAUAUAUGUGUGAUCCACCUGAAAAUUUUCCUACGUGUGUACGUAGAUCGACGAAUUCUUUCUUUCAGUAUUCUUUUUUUCUGGCGCGAGCGGUAAAUGCAUCGAAAGCAAUCAGCUGUUGCCAUUCAUCGCAGAUAAACUUAGUCUAGUGUAAACGUUUAACGUUCGCGUGCGCGUGUCGGGUGAAUAGGUGUGCGCGUACGAGUGUGUGCACGUGGACGUGCCGUAUGCAUUACUUGCAUACACGUCCACACUCACACGAGGCACGUAACUGCUGCAGGGUAACGACCCCAUUACACGCCGGAGCGAACGCGAGGAAAGAGAAAAAAAAUAUCGAAUCGAAGCGGAAUGACUAUAGAUUAUUUAUCGGAAUGUGCCAAGGCCUCGAACCGUUUACACGGACGUAAUUUUAGUUAGAUAGGACGCGCCCCGUCUCUCCCGUUGAGGAGGCAUACUAUCAAUAUUUAAUAAUCGUUUUAGAGUAUAACGGAAGGGGUACGAUUAAAAAAAAUAACAAAAAGGAUAAAGAUAUAUCACACAGUGAGUCUUCGGGAUUUUUAAUGUGCGGAUUUUUCGUCUCAUAAGUCGAUUUAUCGUCCCGAUUUGUCUUAAGGAAAAAAGCUCCCCGAGGAGGAGAAAGCGCGAUAUGGCGAAAAUUUAGUCUCGGUUCUAUCUUACGUUUCGCUCGCAUCCCGCGUGCAACUCGCGUGUACAUACGAGAUUCUUAAGGAACUUAAGAAACCACGUAUUUUUUUUCUGGCAGAGAGAAAAAGAAAGAGAGGGAGAGAGACCGAUACGUGUAACUCUCAGCAGGAUUUAUUAUGCGACGCGUGUGUUUCGCUUUGAGGAACCGCGCGACAUGUCUUUCUCUUUCUUUCUCUUUUUUUCUCUCUCUCUUUGUGGUUCGUGGUUUUACUUAAAAUUACACGUUUCUUUUCGCGCGAUACGUCUGUCGACCGGCGACAACAUGGUGCAAUCUCAUCGUCAGCAGGCUAAAACGUUCACUCGGAACGUAUUCUUCCGGAGCGUAUUCCCUGGUGAAUUUAACUAUAACCUGCACUGUUAACGGCUUCCUUUUGACCUUAAAGAACCACGUUGUGUCUAAGUUGGUAGUUGUCCGUUCGCCGAUGAGCGGGCCCUACGGUGUAUAAUUCGGAUCGUUAUAACCGAAGAGGUCAAGUUUACUUCCUGGCGCUGUGACGAAUACUUUGAUACGCGAAUUUACUUUUGAGAAGGCUGAUUUUUGUAACGUUUUAAUCGUCAGUUUAUUUAAAGACUCAAAUUUAUGUGUACUAGUUUCUUCGUUCUUCUUAAUUCCUACUUUUAAAGGAAUCGACUGAUUAGAUUUUCUUCCUUUUUUUUGAUUGGUUUAAAGUUAUCUUUUUUUUUCUUUUCGUCAUGUGAUAUUAUAUUACCAAAGAGCAUCGAGAAAACUUUGUAAAACUUUCCCCGACGUGAGUGGUGUGUGCCCUGGAGAAUACGGAACUGCGAAUGCACCGCAUUCAUGUAACGCGUCUCAUGUAAUUUUUCUAUUGAGAACUAUGAGCCACGCAAUCUUGUUUCAUUCCUACGUGCAUCUUAUUUUUCGUAAAAAUACAGUUUUGCAGUUUACAUCAGCUGGUAAAUCAAUAGUAACUUAAUGGUUGCAACAGCGCAGUUCGCAGUUCCAGCCGGCUAUCGGAAACGCUACAAAAGUCCGGGAAAGUUACAAAUCGAUUGUUUUCGACGGAAACACUCUUCGGUUUCAGUAAAAAGAGAAAAGAAAUUUAAUUUCCAAAAAGGGGGAUCAAAUGGAACUAUGAAAGGAAAACAAAGAGAAGUAAGAAGUACAUCAACGCUAAUCAAUAAAACGAAAUAGCGAUAUAAUUGUAAUGAAAUUGAAGAAAACGAAAAAAAAAUACGUCAUGCAUAGGAGAAAGACUACUUAGAUUUAUUUUUAUUAUGUCUGCAAAAAGACUUUAAAAUAAAAUAUUUAAAUUGUGCCAUAAUUAAUAUUAACAAAAGAAGAAAAAUGAAAUCUUAAGUAUAAAUUUUUAUUGUUACAAAAGUUUUUAAAUUUAUCGGAAGAGAAGAAAAAAAAUCGCAAAAAAAGAACGAAAAAAAAGUGACGUGUGUGAAACGAUAAGAAAAAGAUUAUAUCAUUACUAUCUAUGGGUAAUUAAUAGUAUGAUAGUUCUUAGAGAAAAACAGACGUCGUGUCAGUCUAAUGACGAUUGUCGUAUCAACAAGAGAAGCUAGGAUUAAAUAACAGUUGGUUAUUUGCGCUCAAUAUAACUAAGAACUUUGUAGUAUGGAUCUUUUUCUACUCGUACCAAAAAUUUUAUUGCUAACUGUCGACUUCGUUUCUUUUUUAUGUGUACAUAGGGCAUUACCUCAUAUCGUUCUUAUCAAACGUGUAAUGCGAAAUUACGAUUAAACGGUUCAAUGAAAUUACUGUCAACUUGAAUGUCCGAUUUCUCGGGACGAUCAGUUCGCUAGUCAGAUAUCGUCACAUGCAGAGAAACACAGAACACCGAACUCGUACUCGCGAGAAUGAAUAAUUUCGUUUUAACGCACAGCACGCGACACACAUUUUGUCACAAUGCGAGAAAGUUGUCGCAUUACCGCGUCGUGGUAAUCCAAUGUACGGCUUGGUACCAUACAAUAUACAUAUAUAUAUACAUAUAUGUAUGCACUUAGUAUGUAUAUAUAUCUGACAAGCGCAACGCAUCGUCCGCGUUCAAUCUAACGAUCCAAUCCAAUAUCUUUUCGGGCCGAUAGGAGCUUACAGCGAGAAACUGGAAACGUUGAUGAUCGCUCGGCUGCGCGAUGCGACGUGCCGAGACGAGAAGACGAGAGAACUUUGAUGUAGCCAAGAAGAGAUGUACAUAUGUACGAUGUACUCACCGCGAAAGAGGGACAAGCCCAUGCGAAUAUAUUACUUCUCCACCGUGUAACUGAGGUGUAUAUGUGUAUGUAUAUGUAUGUGUGUACGUAUACGUAUAUGUAUACGAUAUGUCUGUGUAUAUACUAGAUUAAGGGUGGCACGCCGAGCGUGGCACGCUACAAGCUGUCGCGGAUAGCCGCGGUGGUUCGCACUAGCGUAAACGAAUGAGGUAUGCGCUAUUUUCUUAAUGUAUCAUACAACGUAAUAGGCACGAGAGGAAGGCCGAUCGCCAAGGGCUUGUUUUUCGGAAGCUGAAGAGGGACUCGCGAGUCUUCCGCGAGAAAAGGAUGACUGAAUCGGAAGGGUGGAACGGAUUUCCGAAACCGGAAAUGACGGCCGAAGAGCGACGUCCACGGCGAUUGCGUUUCGUCUCGCUCGUCACGCAUUGUACGUCCGUUAUUUCUGAUAAAGUUAUGAAUAUCAUUGUACGUAUAUUAAACAUAUCUUCCGCGAGUCUGUCCCCCGCCUAGAGAGAGGGGGAUGCUUGUGUGUAUUCUAACAUCGCCGGAGAGUUUUAUAUUAUGCUUUACGUAUAUCGUUAUGAUUGUAUCAUUAUCAACUCACCGUCAUCUCGUCGUCACCGCCCCCAUAAUCACCGACGUUCAUCCCCCAUUGAUAAUCAUCGUUCUUGCACCACUGUAAUUAUUUUAUUAUCCUUAUCAGUUAUUGAUUAUAAAUAAUUAUAUAUGUAUAUUAGUAGUAGUAGCGGAGAGAACAGAUUUCUAGUUUAAUUUCUAUCACUAUUAACUACCACUACUACUACUACUACGAGUAUGUUUACUGCUGUUAUUAUAUUGUUACUAGUACCGCUGCAUCAUACUAUUAUUUUCGAUAUUGUCAAUGAGUUUUGUUAUAUCGAGAUAUACGUUUAGCAGAUUAUAGUUUAAUUGAGAUUUGUUCAUAUUGGAGCGUGUACGAUAUUGAGGAGUGGUCGAUGGUACGUUAUGUUGCACUGUGUACGCAUAAAUAUUGUAUAGACACCUUUGUUAGAGUAUCUAUCUUUUCAGAUCCUUAUUUUUAUUUCGAUUAUUCUAUUACGACGUUUUAUAAAACUGAUUGUUUAAAUAUGUUAGGGGAACUUAUUGAAUACUUAUUAUUAUUAUUAUUGUCACAGUUAUUAAUAAUUAUUAUUAUUAUUAUAUUAUUGCCGCUCUAUUAUAGUAAUUAUAAUUAUUACGACUAUUCCUGUUAUCAUGAGUACUGUAUUGCUAUUAUCGUCAUUCACCACUGCAAUCAUUUUUUACAUCUAACACCGCUAUCGCUACGUAACUGAUAUCGCUAUUAUAAAGAGUAAUAUUUAUUCGGAAAUCCGUCGUGACGAGUGUAUCGCGCGUUUCGCAAGGGGAUGAGCGAUGUACAGCCACGACGCGCAUUUAUUACGAUUGCGACUCGCGUGUCGCAAGAUGAACGAGGUCCGCUCGCGCCGCAAGAUGUUUUCGCCGCGACGCGACGGGGCUGCCGAUAAUCCCGUUUUAUCGCUACAUUGUAAGCUUAAUUUUAGUUGCAUCAUCGUCACCGAGAUCAUAAGCUGUCGAAAAGCUGUAGAGCGGGUCGUAGAACGCAAAAGGAUCCACGUGUUGCAAGAGCAGGUCACAUAGCGCUUUCCGUUUAUCGGUUUCCGCCGGAGGAAAAAGAAAACCCUCGUAUCUCUGUAUCUGGAGAAGCAAUGCCGAGGGGGCAUCGACGAGAAUGCGAGACCCUCGCGAAGGGUGGAAGGUUCCUGCGUGGACUUCACUUCUCACAUUCCGUUUUGCAUUUGUGUUCAUUUCUCUUCUCUCUGCUCGAACCUUGACGUAGUGUUUUCAAAUGCAUCAGCCGGUGAAUUAAAGAUAGUGCUGCUUUCGUCCCACUGGGCUGAGAGCUUUUCUUUAUUGCUUGUUAUCGAAAUCGAUCGAAGCUCUCCUUCGGAGAAUAUCGUUAUUAUUAUUUAAGCGCUGAUGCAGUAUUAUGUUUAAUUGGUCGAGAUAGAUGUCGGUGCCUUUUUUAUUUUAUGUUAUUUUACAAUUUCAUUUUACAAAUUGAUUUCUUACAUGUAAAUUGUGUUGAAUAUCUUUCUGAAUUUAUUUUUUAAUCGGGCGACUGCACACGGCAAUGCCGUUUUUUCGGAGCUAUCUCCAGGUACAUUAUAUUGAGGUUCGAGUGCGCCUGUGCUUUUUACAUAUCCCAUCGUCGUAACGAUGUCGAUUGACUUGCCAGAGCCGAUCGAUUGAACUGUAAUAACGACGUGUCGAUGCGAGUCCGUAUUAAUUUUUCACGCAACGGAUCACAUUUCUCAAGAAUUCUCGCACAAUUUCGCGACGUUGUGGAAUCUUCGGUGGACAAUCACGGCCCGACUAUAAUUAUAAUGUAAACAAAGUGCAACACGCUGCCUUGCUGAACAGUACAAGUACAAAACGAAUACAAAUACAUAAAGAAGAAGAAGAAGAUAAGGAAGAAGAAGAAAAAGAAAAAAAAUACGCGUCUUCUCGAUUUAAUGGACGGGAACGAUUACCGGUAGUUAAGGGAUAUCAAAACACGAAGAUAAAAACGACGACAAAUUGUUAAACCGUUAAGUAAAGUGGAAGAUAACAAAAAAAGAAGAAAGAAAGAAGAAAAGAGGCUUCGUUACAUAUGACAACGGCCCGGAUCCGUCGAUCAUAUCUACUAUGCAUGCACGCACGAGGGCUAAAUCAACGACGGUGAAAAUGCGUUUGUUCACAGAUACCUCAGUUGCCGUGGCCUCAGACCUUCUCGAGUUUUACAAUCUCGCGUUCCGCUACGACGUGUCUCUCUCGUCCGUUUAUCCUGUCCGUUGCACUGAUGAUUCUCAAGGAAAGGCGUAGCGUGAUAGUACCUUGCACUUGCGUGUAAACUCACACACAGCAGCAUACGUGUAAAACGUGUAAUAUUUACCGUGUACCUCGAUCUGCAUCUCCGGAUCGUACGACACUGUCAUUUACGGGGAACGCUUAGCAACGACAUACAUAUAUACGUAUACAGAUCGAGCCGGAGGAGGUGAUCAAUGUGAUUGGAUGGGAAAGUGCCGGAGAUAGAAGAGUCGAAGUACGAAUUGCUGUGACUCGAAACUAGAAUAGCAUCCUCCCAACUUCAGUCUUGCGCCAACUGCAAGAUGCGAGAUAAGAAUACAAAGAGAGAAAGAGGAAGAGAGAGGGUUCAGUUCAGUUUAGUUACUUCGAGUCUUGUGUCUCUCGCACGUUUCUCCCUGCAAUUUAAUCGGUCACGGAGAGCUACAUGUACAUAUUUAUCUCGCGUUUAAGCGCGUCUCUUCUCUUUAUUCCGCCCUUGCCCGCCCGCCCCGCUAAUCGUUCUUCCGUCACGCGUCUCCAAGGCGAAGGGUGAUCCGUCAUGAUCGACACGAUCGACCCUUCGUGCCGAUGUAAUAACAACUUCCGUCAUUAAUGUACAUACGAGGCUCUCCCGCGUCGAGCGCCGACUAAUUCCAGAUAGAUUUGUACGUCCCUCCUCUCCGCCCACUCGCGAUACUUGCAACGUGAUCGAGCAUGAUCGAGGAGGAGGACUCGAUGACGUUCGCUCCGACAAAGCCUAUUCGACGAGAAGAGCCUAAUUAUAUGAUAUAUAUAUAUAAAUAUACAUAUACAUAUACAUAUACAUACAUACAUAUAUAUUUUACGUCUCCGCAAGAUCUCGACCGGAAACUUUCGUUCCGGGGGAGAUCCCACGCACAAACGCACAGCUUCCGGUCCCGCCAAGGCCCGGGGCUCGAAGAAACGACACUGCCAAAAUCUACGUACAGCUCGUUAUACGACACCUCUUUUCCAAAUGAAAAUUCCACCGUUCCCUUUCUCCCUGACUUGUCCUCCAUCUCCCGCUGACCCUGCGUUCCACCCUUCCCCCGUGUGCGUAAGAAUUUAUCUGAACUGAGGUAAUCUUCCCGUAUGUGUGUGUCUGAGGCUCGGCAAUAAGAUAUACUUCUCACUAAGCUACAAUAUAGUUGUUGCUGUACUUAUUUCUGUCCUGUAUUUUGUCAUCGGUCUUUCUUCUUUCUCUUCGGAUAUUCAAUGCGGCUACGAGCAACACGUGCAUCGUUCGUAUAUGCGACGGACUCCCAUGAGGGUGCACCUUUGUUCUAGAGGAACGAGUGAGAGGACGACGCAUGUGAGCCACGAGCGCGCGAAACUCGCCGUAUCAUUAUUAUUAUGACUUUUUUAAUUAUUAUUAUUGCGAUUAUUAUUAUUAUUAUAUUAUAUUUUACAGAGAGUGCGGAUAUUAGAUAUAAAGAUAUGUAUAGAUAGAACAUACACAGACAGAGACGUACACACAAUGCGAGCGCGCGCAAGCACGCGCACACACGUACACAUAUUAUUCCGUUAUCGCCGUUAUACCAUCCGUGUAACAUAACAUUGCGAAUAAACUUGCAGUUUAUUAACCGAUCAAA
Molecule: messenger RNA, 13700 nt
Organism: Ooceraea biroi (clonal raider ant)
Lineage: Eukaryota; Metazoa; Arthropoda; Insecta; Hymenoptera; Formicidae
Gene: br
Product: broad-complex core protein
Biological process (GO): regulation of transcription by RNA polymerase II
Cellular component (GO): nucleus
Molecular function (GO): DNA-binding transcription factor activity, RNA polymerase II-specific; protein binding
Source: RefSeq, a predicted model, not a curated record